GGCUAGAAUACGCAUCCGAAGCUCUCUGCUUGUUUAAUAGGACCUUUGACAAAGAUGACAGUCAGUCGCAUCAUCAAAAGUAUCUUCAAUUAAGCAACUAGAUUCCUGAAUUGUCUCCUUUAGAAGCAAAAUCUUUGCAUAAUGAAUUUGACAGAGAUAUGUGACAAUGCUAAAAAGGGAAGAGAAUAUGCAUUGCUUGGGAAUUAUGACUCCUCAAUUGUAUACUACCAGGGUGUUAUGCAACAGAUUCAAAAACACUGUCAGUCUCUGCGAGAUCCUGCACUGAAGGUCAAGUGGCAACAGGUCAGACAGGAGCUAGUGGAUGAGUAUGAGCAGAUCAGAAGCAUUGUGGACACUUUGGAAAGUUUUAAGGUAGAAAAGCCAGCUGACUUUUCUAAUCCUCAACCAGAGGAAUGCCAGAAGGACCGUGAUGUGUGGCCACCGCCUACCCCUGCAGAACACAUAGCACCUGUUCAUGUAAAGAAACCAGCCCCUGGUGUGAAGCUUCAGAGCAGAGAUUCUCCAGCCAUGCAGCACCGUGGGCCUGCAGGAAAGGGCCAACCAAGUUCCAAAUUAGACAGACCCGCUGCCCGUGAUCUUCGCAAUGCUAAAGCUAAAGAAGACAAAGGCAAAAAGGCUGCCAAGGAGGGGACAAAAGCUGGAGAAGUGAAGAGAUUUGAUGGUACGGGUCAUGACGGUGAUUUGGUUGAAGCCCUGGAAAGAGACAUUGUGUCCAGAAAUCCCAAUAUUCACUGGGGUGAUAUAGCAGACCUAGAGGAUGCCAAAAAACUGCUGCGGGAGGCUGUAGUCCUGCCAAUGUGGAUGCCAGAUUUCUUUAAAGGCAUUCGGCGCCCAUGGAAGGGUGUAUUGAUGGUUGGACCUCCAGGCACAGGCAAGACAAUGCUGGCUAAAGCUGUAGCUACUGAGUGUAGCACCACUUUCUUCAACGUAUCAUCAUCCACGCUCACCUCUAAAUACCGGGGAGAGUCAGAAAAACUUGUUCGGCUGCUCUUUGAAAUGGCUAAAUUUUAUGCUCCAACUACUAUCUUUAUCGAUGAGAUCGACUCUAUUUGUGGACGGCGUGGAACAUCAGAUGAACAUGAAGCAAGUCGUCGAGUAAAGUCUGAGCUUCUGGUGCAAAUGGAUGGUGUAGGGGGUACGUUAGAAAAUGAUGACCCCUCGAAAAUGGUGAUGGUUCUGGCUGCAACGAACUUUCCAUGGGACAUCGAUGAAGCACUUAGAAGGAGGCUGGAAAAGAGGAUCUAUAUCCCUCUGCCAACUGCUAAAGGGAGAGCAGAGCUACUCAGGAUUAGUCUGAAGGAGGUGGACGUGGCUGCUGAUGUUGACCUGGCCGAAAUUGCAGAAAAGAUUGAGGGCUACUCUGGUGCUGACAUCACUAAUGUCUGCAGGGAUGCAUGCAUGAUGGCAAUGCGUCGCAGAAUCCAAGGCCUGAGCCCGGAAGAAAUUCGAGCCCUCUCCAAAGAUGAGUUGCAGAUGCCUGUAACCAUGGAAGACUUUGAGCUCGCGCUCAAAAAAAUCUCAAAGUCUGUUUCUUCUGCUGACUUGCUGAAAUAUGAGACCUGGAUGAAGGAAUUUGGAUCUGUUUAAUUGAACAAAUGACCAUGACGACUACAGAAAGAACAAGAUAACUGAUGUUGGCAAAACCUCUAAAAUCUAUUUUUUAGGUAUGGGUGGUGACAGUAGAGAUCAAUACUUAAAGCGUCACAUAUUCUUCUUAUUCAAACUUACAGUGCUUUGUUUGCACACGUUUCUUAUUUAUUAUAUUUCCCAGUCUAGUGUUUAUGAGCCAAUUAAUGUGUUAAGUUGUUUCUUAUUUGCUUUUAAUCAACAUUUAAACGACCGCUGAAAAGAUCUAGUUUGUCAUAUCUGUUUAUAACAGUUUUUUGGGUUCUUUUAUGUCUUGAAGACAGAUCGGUACUUUAGUUGUUGGUACUUUAUUUUGUUGGUACUUUUAUUUGUGUACAUUUUAAAUGUAUUGAGUUUUUAGUAUUUCAGAACUACCGUAUUCUUCGGUUUCCUUCUUCAAGCUACUAUUACGUCUCAGUGGUGGUAGGCUAGCGCAUUAGACAUUUGCUCCACAUGAUCAACCCUGCAUUUCUACUGCAGUUAUACGUUUCAUUUGUUUACUGGAAAUGAGGACGAUCUCAGCACGUCAGUACAAAAUAUGUUACACUAUUUUACCAUAAAAACUAAUAAAGUUAACAUGGAGAACACUA
Trichomycterus rosablanca is the source of this 2237-nucleotide messenger RNA. It is a transcript of the gene katnal1, whose product is annotated as katanin p60 subunit A-like 1. The coding region runs from base 142 to 1608 and encodes 488 amino acids. The record is from RefSeq and is a predicted model, not a curated record. Gene Ontology annotation, cellular component: microtubule cytoskeleton. The transcript is spliced from 10 exons. Lineage: Eukaryota; Metazoa; Chordata; Actinopteri; Siluriformes; Trichomycteridae. Gene Ontology annotation, molecular function: microtubule binding; ATP binding; microtubule severing ATPase activity. Gene Ontology annotation, biological process: microtubule severing.